Dromiciops gliroides (monito del monte) is the source of this 3151-nucleotide messenger RNA. RefSeq names its product zinc finger protein 500 (gene ZNF500). Gene Ontology annotation, molecular function: RNA polymerase II cis-regulatory region sequence-specific DNA binding; DNA-binding transcription factor activity, RNA polymerase II-specific. Bases 387 to 2018 code for a protein of 543 amino acids. The transcript is spliced from 7 exons. Gene Ontology annotation, cellular component: nucleus. Lineage: Eukaryota; Metazoa; Chordata; Mammalia; Microbiotheria; Microbiotheriidae. Gene Ontology annotation, biological process: regulation of transcription by RNA polymerase II. The record is from RefSeq and is a predicted model, not a curated record.
UCGGGCCCAACGGAGACCCGGACGAGUCAUUACCGGCCUCCAGGCAGGUCCGGGCUCGGAGGCGGGGUUCUUCCUCUGAGGGGCGGGAGGCCGGAAACGAGCACGGGGCGGGUCAAGUUGAGGCUCCACGCGCUCCCGCGCUCGUGCUCCGGCCUCCUGACGGGCCAGGGAGCUCAGCCCUUCUCCUCGGCCUCCCGCCCCUCCCCGCCCCGCCCCGAGGCUGAGGCCCGAGGCUCCCUCCCUCCCGCCCUCGCCCCGGGCCUGACGCCUCUCGAGCGAGCCCCAAAGGGAAAAAAAAGUUCCUUUCACAAGAGCCCAGCCAUUCCCAUAACUGAGACAGAUCUGCUCUUCAGAGCCCUGUGACGGAGUUGGUUCCAUUCAAGACUAUGUCUACAGCCCUUGGCCUGCCACUCCAGUCUCCACUGGAACAGGAAGAGAUCCUUAUUGUGAAGGUGGAAGAAGAUUUCCCUUGGGAAGAAGAGACUCCUUUGCAAAGGAAUGAUCCCAGUCCUGAGACCUUCCGUCAGCUCUUUAGGCUGUUUUGCUAUCAGGAGGUGGCGGGACCCCGGGAGGCUCUCAGCCGACUCUGGGAGCUCUGUUGUCGGUGGCUUAGGCCAGAGAUGCGUACAAAGGAGCAGAUCUUGGAGCUGCUGGUGCUGGAGCAGUUUCUGACAGUAUUGCCAGGGGAAAUCCAGGCCUGGGUACGGGAACAGCAUCCAGAGAGUGGUGAGGAGGCAGUGGUCCUGGUCGAGGGUUUGCAGAGAGAGCCCAGGAAACAGAGGCAACGGGAGGUACUCUCAGAAGAGACGGUGCCCCAGAGAACAGCGCAGGAAUCUUUGCUGUUCCAGGGAGCAGUGCAACAUGAGGAAAGGUCCCAAGAGGAGGGAGCACGGACCUGCCUUGGACCUAAGGAGCAGCUGAACUGUAGAUCCAGAAAGAAUGCCCAACUGUGGCCAAAGAGAGGUUCACCUGCCUCCCGGGUUUCUGCUCUUUUCAGGGAGGAGAGCACUAGAGAUCAAGAAACAGCAACUGCAUUAAUCUCUGCCUGGUCCCAGAUGCCAGUAACAUUUGAAGACAUGGCUAUGUACCUGUACCAGGAGGAUCCAGUUCAAAGAGAACACUACAGGGAUGUCCUGCAGGAGAAUGAUGGGCUUCCUGUUCCCAAACCAAAUCUAAUUCCUCAACUGGAUCGAAGGGAAGGACUAUGGAAUUCAAAUCUACAAGCUUUCAAGGAGAGGGAUAUUCCAAGAGAUAAUCACACAGGAUGUAAGAUCAAGACUGAGAAUAAAGAAGAUUCCAUGGAGGAUUCUGCCAUGAAAAUGGAGUUGUGUAGAACCCUGGCAGGGAAGUCCAGGGGGCAUGGUCUUCAGUCAGCUUGCCAGGGACAGGGUUGUGUGACUCAGCCAGAAUGGCACCGGAGCUGCCCACUAGUAGAGAGAGAGAGCCAAACUCCUGUUCAGGAAAGGGACAGAGGUCUUCAGAGAGCCUGUAUAGUAGAGAAACCCUACAAAUGCCUUGAAUGUGGAAAAAGCUUUAACAAAAGUUCUCAUUUGAUUAAACAUCAGAGAACCCACACAGGAGAAAAGCCCUACAAGUGUCUUGUAUGUGGAAAGGGCUUCAGUGACCGCUCCAAUUUCAGCACCCACCAGAGAAUUCAUACUGGAGAAAAACCCUACAAAUGCAACGAAUGUGGGAAGUGCUUCAGCCAGAGCUCAAGCCUAGUCAUACAUCGAAGAACUCACACUGGAGAGAGACCCUAUAAAUGUGGGGAGUGUGGGAAAACCUUCAAUAACAGCUCUCAUUUUAGUGCACACCGGAGAACCCACACUGGUGAGAAACCCUACAUGUGCCAGAAUUGUGGGAAAAGCUUUCGUCGAGGUACUGACCUUAAUAAACACCAGAGAACCCAUACAGGAGAGAGGCCCUAUAAAUGUGAGGUGUGUGGGAAAAGCUUCACACGGAAACACCAGCUUGUAACACACCAGGAGAUUCACAUAGUGGAGAGUCAUGUUCACUGAUUUGGGUUUCCAGUCAUCUUCCACUUUUCAGAGAUACCAGGAGCCUCUGGUGGUGGAAGGUGGGAAUUUUGACCAAUAUAGAACUCUCUUAUUUGAAGGAUAUAUGUUGUUAGGAUUUUGAACUUUACAACAUUUACAGAACCAGAAACCAUUAACUUAUGGAAUGUUUAGACUUGAACACAUUAUGGGUUAUUAAGUGGCAGCUACUACCAUGGCAUAUCAGUCUGAUUCUGCUACAGAUUCCCAAGAAGUUUUGUGAAGGUGAAAAUAGCAUUUCCAAUUGGGAAAAUGUUGCAGAAAUAUUCCUCAUAUUUCCAUGUAUUGCAUGUCUCAGGCCUCACCACCAUACUGAUCCUUUCUUGCCAACCAUUUUCAAUUCAAUCUAUUGCACUUUUUGCCAUAAGAACAUAUCUCUGCUCUUUUAGUGGAUGUCAUUGAGAAAGUAGGAUUUACUUUAUAGAAAUGUGUUUAGUUGCCAAUCUUGCUAGAACCUAUCUAUUUUGUAGAGGGAUAUUUUUCAAGUGCAGAUAGCUAAGAGUGAUCAUUCUUACAUGCUGGAACAUCACCCACUCCACUUAGCAAGUUCAGAACUUUACUUUUUGAAUUGUUCCUGUUCAAUUUGAGAGCUUGGAGUCAAGGACUUCCAUUCCUAGCUCUGGAUUUAUCCUUGAAUUGUUAGGUUUUUUUAUAGCCUCCUCUGCCUGGGUUUUUCCAAAGUGAAAAAAAAAGAGAUCAGCCUGGAGCUUCUGGUUCAACUCUCAAUCUUAUUUAGGCUCAUAAGGUUUGUCUUCUAGCUGUUUAGUAUCUAUGGUAUGGCGAAUGGCUCAUGAGGAUUAGUAGAGAAUAACUCUUCUGUUAAAUUAAGAGAGCUGGUUUCCCAGUGACAGCUAAUGAGGCUUGGUAGAUUUCAGUCCUUGCCAGGGAGGAACUAGUGCUAGAAGCAGCUAUUCCUCUGUUGGGACCGUAUUGUCACCCAGCCUUAUUAUCCUUUCAAUUUUUCCCAUCACUUAAUCUAUAUGUAUAUUUUCACAUUUGAUAGUCUUACCUUCAUGUGAACCUAGCCUAGGGCCACAGUAAGACUCUAAAGCACAUACAAUUCCUACCCCUUUAAUAAAGGCAAUACUUUUUUUGCU